AUGUUUGAGUGGAUUCGCCAUGAGUUCCUCAUGGCCACGACGGAUAGUGUUUAUGGUCCACAUAGCCCGCUGCGUGACCCAGCAAACGAAGAAGCCUGGCAUAACUACCACCCAACAAUCAUGUUUCUCAUGUUGGACCUGCUGCCUCACUGGGCCUUCCAUAUCGCAAUCAAAUCUCGCAACCAACUCGCCAAGGCUUUCCAAACUAUCACAUCAACCGCCGAUACACCGAAGGCUCAGACUACAUCCGGCGGUGGACCGAGCACUUUGUCAGCUGGGACAUCUCCGCUAGCGACAUCGGUUCGAAUCGCCAGUGAAGAUCACAUGCUAGAUGGGAAGUACCUCAUCAAAAAGGGCAGCAUGGUCAUGAUGCCUGCCAGAGUGCAACAUCACUUCAAAGAGGUCUGGGGCGAGAACGUCGAGGUUUUCAAUGCUCGGCGGUUCAUGCGGAACCCGGGGGAACCAAGGCUGCAUCCGGUUGCGUUCCGUGGGUUUGGUGGCGGGACGCCGUUAUGUCUGGGGAGACAUUUUGCCACCACGGAGAUUUUGUUGUUUACAGCGAUGGUGUUGCUGAGGUUUGAUGUGCUUUCAGGUGGUGGUGAGGGCAAGUGGAUUAUGCCGGCAACGAAAAGUCUUCGCAGGCGGAGGCAAUGGAGCAGCCGGACUGUGACAUCGAUAUUGAGCUGA
Molecule: messenger RNA, 687 nt
Organism: Podospora pseudocomata
Lineage: Eukaryota; Fungi; Ascomycota; Sordariomycetes; Sordariales; Podosporaceae
Exons: 2
Coding region: 1-687 (228 amino acids)
Molecular function (GO): iron ion binding; heme binding; oxidoreductase activity, acting on paired donors, with incorporation or reduction of molecular oxygen
Source: RefSeq, a predicted model, not a curated record